AUGCAGGCUUUGAAGCAGGCGCUGCCGUCACAGGAUGGCCGUGUCAACAUCAACAUCAAUGAGAGGGGUCGCAAGUUCUCUGAUAUGCUUGCGCCGACUCUGAGGAGCCAGAUUUUUCGAUCAAAAGAGUCUACUGCCCCUGAUCCCUUACCCCCAGCAUAUAUCCCGCCUAGUCUUGGUGGCCAGCCCGGACAGACGCCUCCUCCCAGGCUCAAUGUCGUCAUCCAGAUUGUCGGCUCACGAGGCGAUGUUCAGCCGUUUGUAGCGCUCGGCAAGGUGCUGAGGGACACCUACGGUCACCGAGUCCGAGUUGCCACGCACGCUGUGUUCCAGAAGUUUGUCGAAGAGAAUGGUCUAGAGUUCUUCUGCAUCGGUGGAGAUCCCGCUGAACUGAUGGCCUUCAUGGUGAAGAAUCCUGGACUGAUGCCAGGUAUCGAUGCUCUAAAGAGCGGCGAGAUCAAGAAGCGCAGACAAGGCAUCGAAGAGAUUGUGCUAGGCUGCUGGAGAUCUUGCAUCGAAGCUGGCAAUGGCCUCGGACCGGCUCCGCAACCGCAUGCACCCAGCGAACCUGUCGACGAGCGCUUCCAGCUACCAGGUAACCCGAACGACAAACCAUUUGUGGCAGACGCCAUCAUCGCCAACCCACCGAGCUUUGCGCACAUUCACAUUGCAGAGAAACUAGCGAUUCCGUUGCACAUGAUGUUUACGAUGCCUUGGUCUCCGACAAGAGCAUUUCCACAUCCUCUAGCCAACAUUCAGUCCUCUAACACGGAUGUCGUCAUGACCAACUACGUCUCAUACACACUGGUUGAGAUGAUGACUUGGCAAGGACUUGGAGACGUAAUCAACCGCUUCAGGACCGGUGUUCUCGAUCUGGAGCCGCUGUCUCUGAUAUGGGCUCCUGGAUUGCUCACACGUCUCCAUAUUCCAACAACAUACUGUUGGUCACCGGCUCUGAUACCGAAACCAAACGAUUGGGGGAAUGAGAUUGACAUUGCUGGAUUCUAUUUCCUCGACUUGGCUACAUCAUAUACCCCUGAACCCGAUCUGGCCGCGUUCCUUGAAGCUGGACCGCCUCCCGUCUACAUAGGCUUUGGCUCAAUUGUCGUCGAUGACCCUAAUAAGUUAACAAGGAUGAUUUUUGACGCAGUUACUAUGACAGGUGUUCGCGCUCUAGUGUCAAAGGGCUGGGGCGGAAUAGGUGCAGAUUCUGUCGGUAUCCCUGAUGGCGUCUUCAUGCUGGGAAAUUGCCCUCAUGACUGGCUCUUCCAACGGGUUUCUUGUGUCGUCCACCAUGGCGGUGCUGGAACGACCGCAGCUGGUAUCCAGACCGGAAAACCCACCGUUGUAGUGCCGUUCUUCGGUGAUCAACCGUUUUGGGGCGCCAUGAUAGCCAAAGCCGGUGCUGGACCCAAGCCGAUUCCAUACAAGAACCUCACAGCUGAGACUUUAGCUGAGGCAAUUCAGGAAGCUCUGAAGCCCGAGACACAAGCAAGGGCAAAGGAGCUUGGGCAGAAGAUUCGAGAGGAGAAGGGUGCUGAUUUUGGUGCCAAGAGCUUCCACGAUCACCUGGCCACUGACAACAUCAGAUGUUCCCUCGCCCCUAGCCGUGUUGCGGUCUGGAGAGUAAGGCGUACCCAACUGAGGCUCAGCUCCUUGGCUGCUACGGUCCUGGCCAAAGAAGGAAUUCUCAAGUACACGGAUCUGAAACUGUAUGUAUACAAAUUGUCCGAUCUCAUCUAA
Molecule: messenger RNA, 1743 nt
Organism: Phaeoacremonium minimum UCRPA7
Lineage: Eukaryota; Fungi; Ascomycota; Sordariomycetes; Togniniales; Togniniaceae
Product: putative glycosyltransferase family 1 protein
Exons: 2
Coding region: 1-1743 (580 amino acids)
Biological process (GO): carbohydrate metabolic process
Molecular function (GO): hexosyltransferase activity; UDP-glycosyltransferase activity
Source: RefSeq, a predicted model, not a curated record